UUCAUAUUUCUCUAGAGAAAAAAAAAAAGUACGAUUACAAAUAAAUACGUAAAAUUGAAACCAAGAUCGUCCCUCUUUUGGUGAGCGUUACGACUUUAAAACACCCUUCCUCACUAAUAAGAUACGGGGAAGAAAAGAACAGAGUCAGUCUGAGAGAGAGGGAAAAACCAAACCAAAUUCUGAGAAUCUUCAAUCUCUUUUUGACUGUUUUUCCAUGAUUUAGUCAAGCUAGAUUCACCGCCAAUCUUUGUUUCUGUACUUUCUGAUUCCUAAAACCCCUUCCCAAUUGGCUAAAACCCAGUUGGGGAAAUCCCUUCAGAACUGGUAAAGAAAAAAAAAUGGUGCAAGCAAACCAAUUUGCAGAGAGAGCUAUCAAGGCUCUUGGUCCCCUUUUCAAACUCACUGAGGUUCAUCUAUGGGAUGAUGGCUUGCCGGAUAAUCGUGGCGGGUUCUAUACGGAAUCAACUAAACCCAUUGGCAAAAAAGAUAAGGUUGGCUCAGACAAUGGUGACACUUCACCUGGGUUGAUCACUUCACCUGACGAAUUGGAUCUUGCUAGACAAAUGGAGGCACUGGGACUUCCGUUUGCGUUCCAUUCCAACAAGGAGUGUACUAGUUCUGGAGGGAAAAGAAAACACUCAAAGAAGAAGCAUAUUCAUACUCUUGAUGAUAUCUGCGAGGAAAUGGUUGAGCCGGCCAAAGUGAAUGAGGAGAGGAAUGUGUCUCUUAACUUUGAUGAUACAAGAUGUGAUUCUUUAUGCUCUUCGUCCACUGUAGUCCAAAUUGAGCCAUCAUAUUCUGAUGUGGUAGUGGGCAUCAAUGGACAAGACUCAAGUGAACCAUCAUACUCUGAUGUGGUAGUGGGCAUCAAUGGAAAAGACCCAAGUGAACCAUCAUACUCACCAUCAUACUCUGAUAUGGUGGAGGGAUUGGACCGGAGUGAACCAUCAUACUCACCAUCAUACUCUGAUAUGGUGGACCGGAGUGAACCAUCAUACUCACCAUCAUACUCUGAUAUGGUGGAGGGACUGGACCAAGGUGAACUGUCACACUUCGACAUGGUGGAGAGAACUGAUAGACUAGACGACCUGCAUGAUAAAGAAUGGGAAUCAAGAGCUUUACCGGCUUCUGAUGGCUGUGCAGCUGAUCUAUGCGCUUCUGAAGAUAACCUUGGGCUGAUUAACAGUGUUUCUUAUGAAAACAGGUGUUUCAAUAAUUUCAUAAGAAAAGAAAUACAAGUUGAGUCCAAUCCAAGGUUAGAUGAUGAAACUUGCAAUGGAAGCUGGUUGAAAGAUUGCAGUGUUGAUCACGGUGAGAAGGGACUGGAUCAAAGGCAAAUUGAUUCUGAGUUGAUGGAACCCUCCAUGACUGAUCGUGAAACAGAAACAUUGCAAUAUUGUGCCAACGCAGAGACGGGGCAAGAUUCUGAAGUUGCUUCCCAUAAUAUUCAAUUAUGCAUAGGCAUGUCUGGUGACUGGAAAGCAUGUUGGGACAAUCAUUACAUGCAAUACUACUACUUUAAUAUUGUUACAAAUGAGUCUUCAUGGGAUGCGCCCCCUGGCAUGGAAGCCAUGACAUGUGGAAGCGAAGUUGGAGAUCAGACCAAUUCAAUUCCUGGAACGGAGAAAAUAGAUACAGUUUAUCCAGCAUCUGAAGAUUUAAAUGAGUUAGGUUUUUCCUGUGAUCUGCCUCUAAAGCUUGACUAUUCCAAUGAACAAAAAAAUGAAAAUGGAACAGUGGACAAAACACUUGAUGAGACAAUUGGAAUUGAAAGCAACGGUAUUUAUAUAAUAGAAAAGCCGAAAAAGAAAGUUAGAAGAUUGAAAUCAACUGGAAGGAUGCCUCUUGGAAGAGAAGCUGCGCAGUUUGAAGGUGUUUUGGAUGAGUGCUCGCCUAGCAUAAGUAAAUAUUGGUGUCAAAGAUAUGCACUCUUUUCUCGAUUUGAUGAGGGCAUACUAAUGGAUGAAGAAGGAUGGUUUUCUGUAACCCCGGAGCUAAUAGCAAAACAUCACGCUUUACGUUGUGGAGUUGGGACUACAGUGGAUUGUUUUACUGGAGCUGGAGGCAAUGCGAUCCAGUUUGCACAGAGAAGUCAGCAUGUGAUCGCAAUUGAUAUUGAUCCGAACAAAAUACGCUUAGCACAGCAUAAUGCAGCAAUCUAUGGAGUUGAUGACCGUAUAGAUUUUAUAGUCGGGGACAGUGUGGUUUUGGCACCCCAAUUAAAGGGAGAUGCUGUAUUUCUGUCCCCGCCUUGGGGUGGACCUGAUUAUGCAAAAGAGAAAACAUUUGACAUCAAGACAAUGCUUAAACCUUGUGAUGGGUUUUAUCUCUUCAAGUUGGCAACGAAAAUCGCUCCGAAAAUUGUGAUGUUCCUCCCAAGAAAUGUUGAUAUCAACCAAAUAGCAGAGGUGGCUCUAUCUGUGAAUCCUCCAUGGUCGUUGGAGGUAGAGAAGAAUUACUUGAACAACAAGCUGAAGGCAAUUACUGCCUAUUUUAAUCAACCAACCAAAGGAAAAAACCAGUAAUCGUGCAAAUGUUGUUUGACUAGGAAGACGAUCAUGCAGUUUUGUCAGUGGCAGAUAAGGCUUGUCGUUUUCUCAAAAUGAAUCAAACUCCAUACAUGCACGAGGAAGAGUGAUAUUCGAAUGAAUCGCUUCUUUUGGCAUGAGAAAAAAAAAAAAUCAUAAUAGAAGGAUUUAAAAGAAAAGAAAAAAAGGUUCACAUUUUGCCUUUUUUUUUUUUUUGUACAUAUAUAAACUCAUGAAACUCAUUGGUUCCUAAGACAAGAGAGGGGAAAAAAAAGUUCACUUUCUAGAAUAGAAAUUGUGGCUUUUUUUUUUUU
Oldenlandia corymbosa var. corymbosa is the source of this 2842-nucleotide messenger RNA. NCBI's taxonomy places the organism in Eukaryota, Viridiplantae, Streptophyta, Magnoliopsida, Gentianales, Rubiaceae. The record is from the annotation of a GenBank genome assembly.